CGCUAUUACUCUAUCCGCGCACCUUCGUAUGAGGAGGUCAUCAUGUCUGCGGCAGUCGCGCUACCCCAACAUCGCCUUCUGGAAUCACCCAAUUCUCGGACGAUAGAGAUCGGUCCGUGGACUAUCACCGCUUCCACCAACCCCAUCUCGAACGCAGGGCAAUCCGACGCGUUGCAAGCUGCAAUCGGAGGCAUACCUCUUCCGGAGAUGACGUUCGGAAACAACUCGCUUGAGCUGGAGCACAAAACGAGCGGAUGGAAGUAUGCAUUCACGACGGAGGAGGCGCUCAAAGGUGUGAAGAAUGGCGAGCUUGAAGAUGGCGAUGGAGGGGUCAAAGUUGGCUACGCAGACGCUUGGAUAAAGAGCAGAACAAAUCCGUUGUCCCAGAUCCCGAUGCCCACGACCGUCCCUACAAAGCCCUACGAUUGGACGUACACAACCCUAUAUCCAGGCCACUUAGAGUCGUCUUCAAAAGACAUCAAGUGGAAACCUGCAGAGCGUAACAAUGCCAAGCACACAAUUCCCCUGGCGGAGCUCACUCGUCACGAUCCUAUCUUAUUUUACGCCGAGAUCCCCUUAUACGAGGAUGAGCUUCACGAUAAUGGCGCCUCCCAUCUACUUGUCCGCAUCCGUGUAAUGCCUACGUGCAUAUUCAUUCUACAGCGAUUCACAUUGCGAGUUGAUAACGUCCUGUUCCGCACAUACGACACUCGCAUAUAUCACUCAUUCGCGUCCUCUCCGUCUCUUGUGGUUCGCGAAACAAGCGGUUGGGAGGCACCCUACGAGAGGGUCAAAGUACGGUUACCCAGGCGAGACGAUCUAACGCCGUUGACGGAUCCCAUGUGGAUAGCGAAGAUUCUGUCAGAGAUGCCCUCUGAGAUUUCGCGGGAAGUUGGCGCUGGAACGAAGUGGAGAGGUCUUGGAACGAAGAUUGAAGUCGCAACGUUGGAAUAGUCGAGUCGUUUCGACAUAGGGGUCUAGUGUCUGGCUGUGAUGCGUGCGCAGAAGACCAACGUUCUGUAGCUUUAAGCGAUCCUGUAUAACAGCUCCUCCUUGGUAUGACAUACCGCGCAAGUGG
Molecule: messenger RNA, 1078 nt
Organism: Dichomitus squalens LYAD-421 SS1
Lineage: Eukaryota; Fungi; Basidiomycota; Agaricomycetes; Polyporales; Polyporaceae
Product: type 2A phosphatase activator TIP41
Exons: 4
Coding region: 43-954 (303 amino acids)
Biological process (GO): TOR signaling
Cellular component (GO): cytosol
Source: RefSeq, a predicted model, not a curated record